Molecule: messenger RNA, 1028 nt
Organism: Candoia aspera
Lineage: Eukaryota; Metazoa; Chordata; Lepidosauria; Squamata; Candoiidae
Gene: PI15
Product: peptidase inhibitor 15
Exons: 6
Coding region: 229-1005 (258 amino acids)
Source: RefSeq, a predicted model, not a curated record
CUGUUAGCAGUUCGUGUAGCCAGCAGCUAGAAAGCUGCAGUUUCCCCCACCCUCUUUCUCUCUCCUUGAAAGUUGGUAAUAAGAUACACUCCUCUUUCCAAAGUUCACACCAGAGCACAGAAGAGAACUGUUUAACUUGGAAGAAUAAUACACUAGGCUUUUGGGUUCUGCAAAGAGAUUCUUUCUUUGUCUCCUGCUUUCAAGUAGGCUUUACCCACAAACCCUAAAAUGACAGUCAUUUCUGCCAUUAGUGGGGCUCUCUUAAUUACCAUUCUCUGUGAAACAAGUGCAGUAGUGUUGCCCAAUUCCACUGACCUAUUCCUGUCAACUAAUAAUUACACUGACAUUGAAGCAGCUUUGAAAACUCAUCUGGAUUCUGCAAGCCUCCCCAAAGCCAGGAAAAAGCGAUAUAUCUCCCAGAAUGAUAUGAUUGCCAUUUUGGAUUAUCACAAUCAAGUCAGAGGCAAAGUCUUCCCACCUGCAUCCAACAUGGAAUAUAUGGUAUGGGAUGAUAAUCUAGCUAAGUCUGCAGAAGCUUGGGCUGCUACCUGCAUUUGGGACCAUGGCCCUUCUUACUUGUUGAGAUUUCUGGGACAAAAUUUAUCUGUAUGGACUGGAAGAUAUCGAUCCAUUCUCCAGCUGGUGCAGCCCUGGUAUGAUGAAGUGAAAGAUUAUGCCUUUCCAUAUCCUCAGGACUGCAAUCCAAGAUGUCCGAUGAGAUGCUAUGGGCCCAUGUGUACACAUUAUACCCAGAUGGUUUGGGCCACUUCCAACAGAAUAGGCUGUGCAAUCCAUACAUGCCAUAAUAUGAAUGUCUGGGGGGCAGUAUGGAGCCGAGCUAUUUAUUUGGUAUGCGACUAUGCCCCAAAGGGAAACUGGAUAGGAGAAGCACCAUAUAAAGUUGGGGUGCCAUGUUCUGCUUGCCCACCCAGUUAUGGAGGAUCAUGCACUAACAAUCUUUGCUUUCCUGGAGUGACCUCAAACUACUUAUAUUGGUUUAAAUAAAUGGUACAACUGUUCUAAUGAAA